AGGGUUGGAAAACAGCCCCUGUAUUCAAAUCUACCGCGGUGUUCUAUUGAUUGGUCCAACAAUUUUCUCUUUCUCUCGCACUAACAACAACAAAACAGUUGAUGUCGAGAUGGCGUCGGGUGUGCAUGUACUUUGACGUUUCAGAUAAACAAAACGCUGAUAAAUAUAAAAAAGUCGCGGCAAGGUUUAUGUUUCGGUGAAAAUUUAUUUAACAAAAUUAUUAAGUUAAUACUUAUAUAAAUCGAAAAAUAACAUCAAUCUGGGCUAGGACGUAGCGCGAGCUGCAGACACCGUUGUCCACGCUUUUGUUUGGGUGGUUGUCAAUGUAAGUCGAGGAGUACUCUUGCCGUUCGAUAUCAUCCACCAUUUCUUCCACCACGCAGCGCUAUCAGAAACAAGACUUUAUAAAAUAUGACUACACCGGUGUGAAGAAUCGCAUAAUCAUGACGGUCGCCAGCAGAAUAUGCAGGAAACUGUCCCCAAAGGGCUUCGCCAUUACAGCCAUAGGACUGACUAUACUCCUAUGUGUCUACUACACCAGCUACACUUCCGACGUCAGCGACAGGGGCAGUCAUUCACAGGAGACGAGGUCCAUGGUGGAGAAUGAAGUGGAUGGGGCGAAAUUUGGGCGUGCUUUUAAAGAUCAUACGGCGGACGCAUCGGCUCUGAAGAAGGAUUUGGAGAUGUGUCCGAGACUUGGGGCGGCGGAAGCGGAUAUCAGUACUGCGGACGUGUUUAAGGACUUUGAGUUUCAGCCUACGUGGAUGAAGAGUAAGGAGUAUUGGGACAAAACGUUUGAGGACCGCUACGAACGUCAAAAAAUGGACGCAGAAAGACCCCCUCUAAAGGUCAUCAUCGUGCCCCAUUCCCACAACGAUCCCGGCUGGCUGAAGACCUUCGAGAACUAUUUCCACUCUUCUUCGCGACAGAUCAUGAACAACAUGGUUGCUAAGCUGCAGCAGUACAAGAACCUGACAUUUAUUUGGUCGGAAAUAUCGUUCCUGAACGCCUGGUGGGAGGAGGCCCAUCCAAGCAAGCAAAGGGCGCUGAGGGACCUGGUGCAGUCGGGCAGGUUGGAGAUCACCACCGGAGGAUGGGUGAUGACUGACGAAGCUAACGUGCACCUCUACGCCAUGGUGGAUCAACUGAUUGAAGGUCAUCAAUGGAUAAAGACCAACCUCGGCAUAAAACCAACAUCCGGAUGGUCCGUGGACCCUUUCGGUCAUGGCAGCACAGUACCUUACCUUCUAGCAGCGUCUGGCUUAAAAGGUACUGUAAUCCAGAGGAUACACUAUGCCUGGAAGCAGUGGCUGGCCUUGAAGCAGUACGGAGAUUUCCAGUGGGUCCCCAGCUGGAGUCCGUCCGACCCAUAUGCCACGAUCCUUACCCACAACCAACCGUUCGACAUUUACUCCAUCAAGCACAGUUGUGGCCCACAUCCUUACAUCUGCUUGAACUUCGAUUUUAGGAAGGUUCAAGGUGAAUAUACCGAAUAUUCCCUGAAAGCGCAGACCAUAACUGAUAAGAAUAUCAAGGAAAAAUCGGAACUAUUGUUGGAGCAGUAUGCCAGGACUGGAUCUUUGUUCCCACAUAACACUGUUCUUAUGCCCCUAGGUGAUGACUUUAGGUAUAACGUAAAAGAAGAAUGGGACCAACAAUACACAAAUUAUAUCAAACUGAUUGAUUAUAUUAACGCUCAUAAGGACCUGUACAAAGCUGAAGUUGUCUUUGGAACUCCUUCUGUGUAUUUCCAGGAGAUAAUGAAACGGUAUAACCAAUAUCCAACCUUGAAAGGCGACUUCUUCGUUUAUUCCGACAUUUUUGCUGAGGGAAGGCCAGCAUAUUGGUCGGGAUAUUUCACUACUAGACCUUUUAUGAAAUUGUUAGAUAGGGAAUUAGAGAAUUCUCUACGUAGCGCUGAGAUUUUAUACACAGUAGCUUUAAAUAACGCCAAACAGAAUAAAUUGACGUCCUAUUCAAAAAUACUAGAAAGAGAUUUUGAGAAGCUUAUUACAGCUAGAAGGAAUCUAGGCCUAUUUCAACACCAUGAUGCCAUCACCGGCACCAGUAAGUCGUUUGUAAUGAGAGACUAUGGUCUCAAGUUAUUUGAGGGCAUUCGGGAUACCGUGAACAUACAACAAAAUGCCUUGCAAAGUCUAAUUUUCCCCAACAUUCCAAUUAAACCCGACCAGAACCUAGUUCUCAGUGAUAUUGAAAGAGAAUCUUAUGAAAAAUUGCCGCAUAAAACGCCUAUUCAAGUAGGACCUAUUGGAGCGAAUCAGACGAGGAAAAUUUUAGUGUACAAUUCACUGUCUCAUCCACAGGAACAUGUAGUACAACUUAGAGUAAAUACCAGCAACGUUAAAGUGACAGACAGCGAAGGGAACGACAUUGUUUACCAGAUUAAUCCGGUUUGGGAUAUGACCCAAACUACGAAGCUAUGGAUUGCAGCAGACGAGUUUGAAGUUUUGUUUAUCGCAAAACUGCCAGAGUUGUCGGUUACAAGCUUUCAGUUGGUGUAUACUACAGCAAACAGUGACAAAUUGGCAGUUAUUUACUGUAAAAAGUGCCAGAAGAAGACGACCAUUCUAAAUGGCCAGAAUGACGUGAAACCAGAUGUUUUAAAAUCAACAUUUAGCAUUAAAGAUAUACCGUCCGGUGAUAUCCAGUUGGAGAAUAAUAGACUCAAGUUACUCUUCAAUGGAAAUACUGGCUUUAUGAAAACUGUGACGAGAAAACACAAACCUAAAAUCAUGCAGUGUGGGAUACAGUUUGCAGCCUACCGAAGUGCACAGUUUCAUUCCGGUGCAUAUCUGUUUAUGCCCGAUCCUAACGAAAGAGACUAUGAAAAAGACGUGUUGCAGCAGUACAAAGACCAAAAGUCUAUUAUGAUAACCACUGGUCCGGUUUCCACAGAGCUUGCCGUUGUUUAUGGGCCUUUCCUAAUGCAUACCGUGACUAUUUAUCUUAUUGAGAACUCCACCUUAACGAAUGCGAUAUCUAUAGAAAACACGAUCGAUUUUGAAAAUCCCCCCAAAAAUAGAGAAACUGAAUUAUUCAUGAGAAUUAUUUCAGAUGUGCAAAAUGGCGAACCCCCAGAGUUUUAUUCGGACAUGAAUGGAUUUAACAUGCAGAAGAGGGUUAAGGUAGAGAGAAUUGGAUUAGAAGGCAAUUAUUUCCCCAUCACAUCAAUGGCUUACAUACAAGAUGGUAGUGUAAGGCUAAAUCUGUUAACCAACCACGCUCAAGGUGCAGCUAGCUGGCAACCUGGUUUCUUGGAGGUCAUGUUAGACAGAAGAACGUUGUAUGAUGACUCCCGUGGCAUGGGUGAGGGACUCGUCGAUAACCGUAAAACAGUCACCAAGUAUUGGUUGUUGAUUGAAGAUAUAUCGCAGGCUAAGACUGAGAACACGGCACAGCAGAAACGUUUUGAGAAUUCGGAUGACACUUUCGAAAAGGGAGAUGUAGUAAGGUCGUUCAACAUACCAACUGAGCCAGUGGAAUCUGUUAAGCAAGAAUCGUUUUCCCGUCCCUCUUUGUAUGCCAAUCAUUUGUCAAAUUUGUUGAAUUACCCCGCAGGCAUUUUCAUAGUAGAUCCUGAACAUCGGGAUAACGUUAAUAAAUCGUUUAAACUCGUGAACAAGCCAUUGCCUUGUGAUGUUCAUUUGCUAACACUCCGAACGCAGCCUGACACCGUUUACUCCCAGUUCCCUUCGUCCAGUGCUUUAAUGGUUUUACACCGACAGGGUUACGACUGUGCGGUGAACAGCAAUUAUACGUGUGAUGUACAUAAGUUUGAAAAAGACAUUAGUUUUGAAUUUAUUAACGUUAAGGACAUAGAUUUGAAAUCUUUGACUGGUGUAGAGACUUUAUACAACCUACAAAGUUUGAGUGACGUUUACAUUGAACCCAUGUCCUUAAAAACUCUUAAUGUAACGUUUGGAUAAUGUAUAGUCGAUGUGAUCUUUGUAGGCAAGAUUAUUUAUGUAUUUUAUUCCCUGUAGAUAAUUGUAAAUAGUAACAAUUUUAUUUAAAAAAAAAAAUUGUAAUUGUAUUUUAAGAGGUUUUCUUUUUAUCGCCUUCUUUAAAUGGACUUUUAGUGUAGCUGUUUAAUGUAAUUGGAAAACCAUGACUGAUAUAAUUUGUUGUUUUAAUUAAAUAUUUUUUGAGUCAACUUUGUAAAAAUAU
Messenger RNA from Anoplophora glabripennis (Asian longhorned beetle), 4188 nucleotides. It is a transcript of the gene alpha-Man-IIb, whose product is annotated as alpha-mannosidase 2. Gene Ontology annotation, molecular function: alpha-mannosidase activity; carbohydrate binding. The coding region runs from base 444 to 3947 and encodes 1167 amino acids. NCBI's taxonomy places the organism in Eukaryota, Metazoa, Arthropoda, Insecta, Coleoptera, Cerambycidae. Gene Ontology annotation, cellular component: Golgi membrane. The transcript is spliced from 6 exons. Gene Ontology annotation, biological process: protein deglycosylation; mannose metabolic process; N-glycan processing. The record is from RefSeq and is a predicted model, not a curated record.